Messenger RNA from Cajanus cajan (pigeon pea), 1973 nucleotides. RefSeq names its product Tetratricopeptide repeat (TPR)-like superfamily protein. The record is from RefSeq and is a predicted model, not a curated record. Gene Ontology annotation, molecular function: RNA binding; protein binding. Gene Ontology annotation, biological process: RNA modification. NCBI's taxonomy places the organism in Eukaryota, Viridiplantae, Streptophyta, Magnoliopsida, Fabales, Fabaceae.
UGUGACGAAGUGAAGAGACAUAAGAAAGGAGGUGUAAAUGGUAAUGCUAUGAAGUAUGAGUGCAAUGAGCAGAGGCAGAGAGAUUGAACGCAAAAUUCUACGUCUCCUUCACGGCGCCAAAACCCGCACCCAACUAACCCAAAUCCACGCCCACUUCCUCCGCCAUGGGCUUCACCACUCCAACCAAAUCCUGGCCCACUUCGUCUCCGUCUGCGCCUCCCUCCACCGAACCCCUUACGCCGCGACCAUCUUCGCCCAAGCCCACAACCCCAACAUUCUCCUCUUCAACGCCAUCAUCAAGGCCCAUUCUCUAAGCUCACCCUUUUCCCCUUCCUUCUCCCUCUUCUCCCUCAUGAAGGUCCGCGCCAUCUCCCCCGACGAAUACACCUUCGCGCCGCUCCUCAACGCCGCCGCCAACCUCCGCCGCUACGCCCUCGGCCAGACCGUCCACGCCCAUGUCCACCGCCUCGGCUUCGCACGCCACGCCUCCGUCCGCGUCGCCGCCGUCGGGCUCUACGCGAGUUGCGGGAGAAUGAACGACGCCGCCAAGGUGUUCGACGAAAUCCGUCACAGGGACGUCGUCGUUUGGAACUUGAUGAUUCAAGGGUUCUGCAAGACGGGUGAGUUGGAAACGGGUUUUAAGCUUUUCCGGGAAAUGAAGGAACGGAGCGUGGUCUCGUGGAACCUCAUGAUGUCUUGUUUAGCGCGGGGUGAGAAAGAGGAGAAGGUUCUUGAGCUUUUUCGAGAAAUGUUGGAGGAGGGUUUUGAGCCUGAUGAGGCUUCCUUGGUUACUGUGUUACCUUGUUGUGCUCGCUUGGGAGCUGUGGAUGUUGGUGAGUGGAUCCAUUCCUAUGCAAACAAACAGGGGUUUCUACGAGACGCUGUUAACGUGGGGAACUCGCUCGUGGAUUUUUAUUGUAAAGGUGGUAACUUGCAAGCUGCAUGGGGCAUUUUCAAUAACAUGGCUAGUAAAAAUGUUGUUUCUUGGAACGCUAUGGUAUCGGGUUUGGCUUAUAACGGGGAAGGGGAAGUUGGGGUUGAGUUGUUUGAGGAGAUGGUGCGAGGAGGAGUUGCUCCUAAUGAUUCCACUUUUGUGGGGGUUUUGGCGUGUUGUGCUCAUGCUGGUUUGGUUGAUAGAGGGCGUGAGAUUUUUGCUGCUAUGAGUGUCAAGUUUGGGGUUUUGCCUAAACUGGAGCAUUAUGGAUGUGUUGUUGACUUGCUUGGGCGUUGUGGGCACGUGAGGGAAGCACGUGACUUGAUCGGAAGCAUGCCCGUGGAGCCAACUGCUGCCUUGUGGGGUGCAUUGCUUAGUGCUUGUCGGACUUAUGGUGACAGGGAAACUGCGGAAACUGCGGCUAAAGAGCUCGUUCGUCUUGAACCAUGGAACUCCGGAAAUUAUGUGUUGCUGUCCAAUGUUUAUGCAGAAGAAGGGAGGUGGGAUGAAGUUGAGAAAGUUAGAGUGUUGAUGCGAGGAGGCGGGGUCAAGAAAGUUCCGGGGCACAGUGCAACUGGGUAGUUGCGUGAAAUAAUAACCAUUCUUUUGGUUGACACAAACUAAAGGAGUUCUCUUUUCAAUUUAAUGCAUGCAUGAAGAUUGGAGAAUGCCACCAAUCUAAUUUGUUAGUGUUGCAUGAAGACAAAUACCGUUCAAGUCCCAAUUCCAGACCAUUUUGACAUUUCAUCAUGGAUUUGAAUUGGAAAGGAAACAAUGAUCUGGAUAUGUCAAACUCAAAGUUGGUUGUAGGGAUUGGUUCAAGUUCGCACUGGAUACUUUAUCAUGCCAUUGAGAUUAAGGAAUCAAUAUUUUCUACAUUGAUUCACAGAUUUUGGUAAUUUUUAGAUAUAUGGAGAAUCCGUGUAGUUUCAAAUGAAUCCGAUGACUGAAGUUUUUUUGUAUUAUUCCGAAGGAGUAACAUGUAAAAUACUUUUUAUACAUUUUUAACUACGCUUUUUAUGUCUUUCUCCGUCUUGUC